Sungouiella intermedia is the source of this 474-nucleotide messenger RNA. NCBI's taxonomy places the organism in Eukaryota, Fungi, Ascomycota, Pichiomycetes, Serinales, Metschnikowiaceae. The record is from the annotation of a GenBank genome assembly.
AUGGAGAGAAUCCGUAACGACGUGUCUUCUCUCCAGUCUACCAUCUCCAAGAUCAGACCUCCACAAGAGUUUUUCGACUUCAGAAGACUCUCCAAGCCCGCUAACUUUGGCGAGAUCCAGUCUAGAGUGGGUUACAAUUUGGGCUACUUCCAGGGUAAUUACAUCGCCGUUGUUUCCUUGUUGAGUGUGUACGCUUUGGUGACCAACUUGUUGUUGUUGUUUGUCAUUUUGGUUGUUGCUGGUGGUGUGUUCGGAAUCUCCAAGUUGGACGGCCAAGAUUUGGUUUUGCCUGUGGGCAGAUUCAACACCUCGCAGUUGUACACUGGUUUGUUGAUUGUUGCCGUUCCUUUAGGGUUCUUGGCUAGUCCCAUCUCGACCAUGAUGUGGUUGAUUGGAUCUUCUGCCGUGUCUGUGUUGUCACAUGCAUCGUUCAUGGAAAAGCCCAUCGAGACUGUUUUCGAGGAGGAGGUGUAA